Molecule: messenger RNA, 1980 nt
Organism: Uranotaenia lowii
Lineage: Eukaryota; Metazoa; Arthropoda; Insecta; Diptera; Culicidae
Exons: 1
Coding region: 1-1980 (659 amino acids)
Source: RefSeq, a predicted model, not a curated record
AUGGCUACUUCCGGCGCCUCAUCGUCUACUAGGAACCCACCGCUGAGGAAUCUUCAGACUCGAUUAAAGGCGAUGCUGGAGAUGUUCAAAGCACUAACCAUUUUCUCGAAUACUUUGGGGGAGGUAACAUCGAUUCAACAAAUCCAGGUGAGGUUGGAAAAGCUGAAUGAUUUGUGGGACAAGGUCAACGAUGCUAUCAUGGAUGUAGAAAUGCAUGAUGAGUAUUCGGCAAAGGAAGGCACAUGUCCAAGCAUUAGGUUGGACUUCACCACACGCUUCUACGAUGCUAAGGCGAGCAUGUUAGACCGGAUCAAGGAGUUAGAAGGCAACGCAGCGAACACCAGUGUUCUGCAGUCCACCCGCAUCAUGGAUUCAUCCAUUCAGCCAGUAACGGAACACGUGAGGUUGCCCCAAAUUAGGCUGCAGACGUUCGACGGCAACAUAGAUCAGUGGUUAAGUUUCCGGGAUCUUUUACUGUCGCUGAUCCAUUCCAAGGUGGACUUACCGGAUGUUGAAAAAUUCCAUUAUCUGAAGGGAUGCCUAGCCGGAGAAGCCAGAGCUCUCAUCGACCCUUUGGCAUUGACAAGGGCCAACUACACCAUCGCCUGGGAAACACUGAUGACGAGAUACAACGAUAGUAAGGUCUUAAAACGCAGACAAGUGGCAAACCUAUUCAAACUCCCAAAGGUUAUGAAGGAAUCGUCAUCGGAAAUUCAGGUAUUACUGGAAGGCUUCGAGCGAGUGGUGCAAACUUUGGAUCAAUUGGUGAAGGCCGAGGAUUACAAGGAUCUGUUGCUGUUGGAGAUAUUGUGCGCUAGGCUGGAUCCCGUAACUCGUCGUGCGUGGGAGGAACACAGCGCGCUGCAGACCCAGGAUACUGUUAAAGAUCUCACCCAAUUUCUACAAACGCGAGUCAAAAUCCUUGCCUCACUACCAUCGAAGACUCAGGAUACGAAGCUGGAACCCUCACAACCUCUUAAAAAGAACUUCGCCUCUAAAACAAGCUACAGCGCAGCUCAGGUGUCAUCUGUAACGUGUAUUGCUUGCCCAGAGUCUCAUCUGCUUUACACGUGUCCGACGUUUUUAAGGUUGAGUCCAUCCCCUCGCGAUAAACUAUUGAGGCAGCAUUCUCUAUGCAGAAAUUGUUUCCGACGUGGUCAUCAAGCUACAGAAUGCAGAUCCAUGCAAGUGUGUCGUAAAUGCAGAGGAAAGCACCACACUUUAGUGUGCUUCAGAGAAGAUGAAGGAGUAUAUCGGAACCCUCGAAUAGCAACACCCCCCAGAAGAGGUCAACAGUCAUCUCAGCCAACAGAUACAUCAGCAGGAACAAUCUCGUCAAAUGUUGCCAGGAACCACUCAUCGACGAUAAUCCUCGCCACAGCAGUCGUUUUGGUUGAAGACGACACAGGAAAGGCUUUCCACGCAAGGGCUUUACUAGACUCCGGAUCAGAAAGCAACUUCAUGACAGAGAGGCUCUGUCAGCGGAUGAAGAUCUCCCGAAGGCGUUCCAAUAUCUCGGUGCUUGGGAUCGGCAACGCAAACACAAAUGUGAAGUACCAGAUUUCAGCAGUUGUCAGGUCACGCACAACUAGUUUCGUAAAAAAUAUGGAGUUUCUACUUCUACCAACAGUUACCGCAGAUCUGCCUACUACCAGGGGUGUCAUUUGCUCACACAAUGAGCUCAAUGUGCAUUUUUUCCAUAGCACAUUGAGAGAGCAAAACCGAGCACUACCUGAGCUAGCUGUCCAUCAAUGUGCCACAUCGAAGCAAAUCACUGAGCUACGCAGCGGUAGCCCUCAGCUCAUUGAGCAGCACAAUGUGUACCAGUAUACCACCACAACGCUGAAUUCAACAAACGAAAACGAAUUCUUUCCCAAUAAACAAGCAACAGCAACAACACAGCUGAAAUUUGGGCGAGCUCGGCCUGCCGGCUGCCGAACACCGUUGCCACAAAAAAAUCUGUAUCAUAAAUUAGUCUGA